Nothoprocta perdicaria is the source of this 2520-nucleotide messenger RNA. It is a transcript of the gene CLCC1, whose product is annotated as chloride channel CLIC like 1. The coding region runs from base 103 to 1653 and encodes 516 amino acids. Gene Ontology annotation, molecular function: chloride channel activity. Gene Ontology annotation, cellular component: endoplasmic reticulum; membrane. The record is from RefSeq and is a predicted model, not a curated record. Lineage: Eukaryota; Metazoa; Chordata; Aves; Tinamiformes; Tinamidae. The transcript has 11 exons.
CGGGCGGCGCCGCUGCGGAGCCGCUGAGCCCGCGCCGCGGGACGCUGUUUCUGAGCGGCGCAGGUAAACGCGGUGUCGCGUGGGCGCAGCUGGGCGCCGAGGAUGCUGCUGGGCGCGCUGCUGUGCGCGGCCCUGCUGCUGGGCGGCGGCGCCGGGCACGACGACGAGUGGAUCGACCCCACCGACAUGCUCAACUACGAUGCGGCCUCGGGAACCAUGAGGAGGCCUUACAAGGCCAGCUAUCGCGACUCUGAGGAUAACACUUUGGAUGCAGUCAGCAAGGAGAGCUUGGCAAGUUGCUCCAGGGAGGUGGAUGCCUUGCGACAAAAGAUAGAAGAAUGUGAGAAGAGGAGCACCAUGUCCCACGAAAGCCGUAGCUUCUAUAUUUUUAAGCGAUACUUGAAUAAGAUUUUAAAUGAGGCUGGAAAACUUGGUCUUCCUGAGGAGGAUCGUGUGCAUUACGAUGCUGAGAUCAUCCUUACCAAGCAAACGUACUUGGAGAUCCUCAGGUUCCUCCAUGAAGAUACGUGGCAGUCGGGCGCUGUGGAUGAUGCCCUUAGUGACAUUUUGAUUAACUUCAAGCACCAUGAUUAUCAAGCUUGGCACUGGAGAUUUGAAGACACUUUUGGAAUUGAUCCACAUAAUAUGCUUAUGAUCCUCUUGUGCUUAGUAUGCGUUGUAGUUAUCAUAGCUACAGAGCUGUGGACACAUAUUCACUGGUUUACUCAGCUAAAACGUGUUUUAUUAAUCAGCUUUCUGAUCAGUUUUGCAUGGAAUUGGCUUUACUUGUAUAAGCUGGCCUUUGCACAACAUCAAGCAGAAAUUGCCAAAAUGGGGCAGUUUGAUAAUGUGUGUGCUGAGAAGGUGGACUGGAGUGGAAGUCUCAUUGAAUGGCUCAGAAGCAAGUGGACAUUUCAGGAUGAUCCUUGCCAGAAGUACUAUGAAACCCUGUUUGUGAAUCCUAUCCUGCUGGUUCCACCGACAAAGGCGUUGGCUAUUACUUUCACCAACUUCGUAACGGAGCCUCUGAAGCACGUAGGGCAAGGCAUAGGCGAGUUCAUCAAAGCCCUCAUGAAGGAGGUGCCCUUGCUCCUGCAGGUGCCUGUGCUCAUCAUGAUGGCUCUGGCUGUUCUGGGUUUCUGCUACGGUGCAGGCUCUUCAGUGUCCCUGAUAAGAUACUUGACCUCCCCUCAGAGGAAGACGCUCCCUCUGCCUGACAGCCAGCAGGACGCAGUAGACUUCAGGCAGUACCGCACGAGUGACUCGGACAUUUCCCCCUUACGGGAGCCUCCUGCUGUGACCAGAGGGCCCUUUGACAGAGGCGAUGCCUGUCCCAGGCCUGGCAGCAGGAGUCCUGACCUCACCCAUGUGAGCCGAGAGCUGGAUGCGCAAGUACAAGAGUCUCACAGACCAGAACCCAGUACUAGAUUGCACACUGAGUCUGACGUUUGUAGACUAGCAACUCUCACAGCGGAAUGUCUUCCUGAAGAGCCUGAACCCGAGCAGCACAAACAGCAGCUGCACAAAGUGGAGCAAGGGGCUGGAGAAAACUGCACACCUAAUAAAAAUCUGGAAGAGGAAAGUUCCACAAUGGGAGCACUGGAGGACAAAGAAGAGAAGGGGGUGUCGCGUGAAUCAGGGCAAGGAGACUGAGGAGUCGCCACACGGUGGAGAAGAGGAUGCGGCUACAGCAGCAGCUGAGAAUCUGUUCUUCUCCUGGAAGAAGCAUCUCUGAUCAUCCAUCCUGUUACUCUGGAAUCGACUGAGCAGGUCAAAGAACCCCUCAUCUGCCACUGUCUCCUGAUGGUUUUUCUGAAAAGGACAGAAAAAUAAGAGCAAAUGCUGAACUCAAGGGCAUCUAGCUCCAGGACAGCCACAUGGCAGUUUCAAUCCAGCAAGAUCGUUAUUGUAUUCAGGUAUCGGAGAACUGUUAAACACUAGUUUGCGUCAUCCAUUUUUUAUAGAUGGAGAGUUAUCCUACAGUAAUAGGAAGUGCUAAUCCUACGGAAACGUUUUUGGAAGGUAAAAAUCCAUUAGAAACAUUUCACACUCUGAAACUGAGAGAACUAGUUCUCUGAUCGUUACCACAGGAGGUUUCUCCUCAGUUAUUAACACACCGAAACUCAAGCGUCCAUCAAGGAGAAAACAAAAGCCCCAUAAUGAACAGAUUCCAGUUGGUCUUCAGGUAUAUGGUUCUCUCAUUUCGAUCUAAUAAUAAAAUUAUUGGUAAUUUUAGCUGACUUAUGUCAGGAGAGUAAUGACCUAAAACAUUUAUCAAAGAAAAAAAAUCCCACUGGCUGGUUCCAGGCAAGCUUGAAAGACAGUAUGAGUCAGAAACCUAGGUUUUGUUCAGUUUGGAGAAAUACAAUCUGAGAGAAGUUCUAGAAAUAAAAUGUACAUGCCAGCUGACCUAAAACUUCAGAAAAUUUACCAUGGAAAAAAUUCUAAUAGUCAGAAAAGCCUAAAGCUAUCUUCAUCCAUGAGACAUCUCUGAAACUGGUAGAUUCUAUAUCAGUUCUC